GUGCAGGAUUUGAGAUUCUAUUCUCCCUGUGCCUUGUUUGCAGCUGCAAAUAACCUUUUCUGCUUCUCCACCCCGUUGUGAUUAUUGGGUGACACACACCGGGUAACGAACCCCUGCUGUUGUUUUGCCUCUCGGCACUGGGUGCCGGCAACACCAUGGAGAUCAGCUUGUCCUACAUCUGGGGUAAAUGCCGAAUAAGAAGUUCCUAAAUGUUUAAGAUGCUUAGAUGCUGUUCUGGGGAUGCUACAGAAGGAGAGAGAGAGAGCGCCUUGGAGAUGAAAACCACUAGGUAAGUCCCUAAAGCACUUAUUAGAGCUGUUUGGAAAAUGGGCUUUUUUCCCAUAGAAAAUUUCAUUAAAACAAAAAGGUCAUAUACAUCAUAAUUUUCAGUGGGAAAUUCCUAAUUUUCUUCAAAAAAACUGAAAAAUUUUCAGUUUUAUGGACAUAAAUGUUUUUUUCAGGCUGUUCAGCUUUCCUAUGAAACAUCAACCAAUUUGGAGGAAAGCUGGAGCUUCCUCGUAACAUUUUUGUUUAGUCAAAAACCAGAUUUUCCUGAUGAAAAGUUUUGAUCAGAAAAUGUCCAGCCAGCCCUCAUUACUUUUGUGGCAGUUCCCUCUAGACAAAGAGGAAAAGGAAGUGUCUCAUUUCAUUCUGUAGUGCCCCUAGUGGCCAAAGGGCAAUGUUGGUGGGCUCCUACGGGGAGCCCCAUGUGUUCUGAGCCAGAAGGGAUGGUGAUUAGGGUGGGGAAAAGGCACAAGAGGGACUCUGAGGGGGAUGAAGAAAAAACAUCCAAAGGGGAAGAGGACUUUGGAGUCCUGCAAUAAAACAAGGCAGAGAGACAGGGAGGAGCUAAGCAUAACAGGCAGGGCAGGAUUCAAAGUCUGAUGCUAUUAAAAUCCCUUUUGCAUGAGCCUGUGAGAAUUUCCCGAUGACUCUGGGAGUUGCCCACAGCUGGAAGGAGGACAGUAGCUGCAGCGAAAACAGACAUCUUCGCCAUCAUGGCAGCACCAGGAAGCAUGGCCGAUGGGGUGAUUGUGUUCAUGCCCCCAAACAGCGCUGGUGUCAUCCACCAAGGCCAGGGGGUCUCUGGUGCCAUUUCCCAGACUCCUGGGAUGGUGCAAUGUGGGCCUCAGCAGUUCACAGUCAUGAACCCUGGGAACCAACCUCUUGGGUCAACGUACCCCAGGUGUCCCGCUGAACAGAUCGCACAGCUAAGGACCGUAGGGAUGAUGGAGAUAUUCCUCAAAGCACAGCCCAAGACCCUAGGGGCCAUCCAGAUCUUGAUUGGGCUGAUACACAUCGGCUUUGGAGGUGUCUCUACAAUUUUCAUUAAAUACAUUGCUGUCUCUGGCAUCGUGGGGUACCCGUUCUGCGAAGGAAUUUUUUUCAUCAUUUCUGGAUCCCUCUCGGUUGUAGCUGAGAAUCGUGGCAACAUCUGUCUGGUGAAAAGCAGCCGGGGAAUGAACAACACUAGUGCCAUCUUCUCAUCCAUUGGGAUAAUUCUCUUCCUAACGGAGCUGAUUUUGAAUACGUCACAUGACCACAAGGAUGAGGAAUAUCGUUGGUUGAGUGCUGGGAAGGGGAUCACGGGCAUGCUGCUCUUGUUGUCCAUCCUGGAGUUCUCCAUUGCUGUCUCAACCUCGUACUUUGCAACCCAAGCCAUCCGCUAUACCCCCAACACCGCCAUUUUGUUCAGGCCAUCUGCUGCCAAUGAAAACGUUGGGGUUCCCUCCACACCAGUGGCCCCUCCACCACCUUACACCAAUGAGGCUUAUGACUCCAAAGAAGAGACCUAACAAUGGGCCUCAUAAGGAACUCCUAUGAGAGAUGGCUCCAGCAGCAGCUCCUCUGAGAAGUAAAACCCAACCCUGUCCUGCAUGAUAGAUCUCAUUCCAUUUUCUGAGGGGAGUUCUAGUACCCAGCUCCAUUGUUCGUCUCACAGGGAACUCAUCCCACCUGCCGCACCAUUUGUAGUUCACGGUACACAGAAUGAAAUAAGGUGAUGACUCACCAGCACUGUUCAGCCCCCCAGAGGCUU
Chelonia mydas (Green sea turtle) is the source of this 2038-nucleotide messenger RNA. Its product is annotated as membrane-spanning 4-domains subfamily A member 15. Gene Ontology annotation, biological process: cell surface receptor signaling pathway. Bases 999 to 1796 code for a protein of 265 amino acids. The transcript has 8 exons. Gene Ontology annotation, cellular component: plasma membrane. The record is from RefSeq and is a predicted model, not a curated record. NCBI's taxonomy places the organism in Eukaryota, Metazoa, Chordata, Testudines, Cheloniidae.